AUGCGUUAUAAUAUUCUUGAUACGGCUAAAUCUUCUGCAACAGAAGCACGAAAUCUCUUCAGAAGGCAUUGGGAUGAUAUUAUUGGAACAAUAGAAGAAUUUUUAACGUCUAACCCCGAUGCAACAUUAUUAGCUCCAGAAUCUGCUUCCGCUUUAGCUUCGAUUGACCAGGACAUAGAACAAGAUGGAAGGGCAGAUGAUAAUACCGCGGAAAAAUUACGUGAUAUAAUUAGAAUAGAGUGUGAAAAGCUACGGGAAAAUGGAAAUACAAUAUGGAGGAAACGGGUUUUAGAUUUGAUUGAAAUAUUGCAAGUGUCAACUUUGGAAGUUUCAGGAUCUCCAUCAUGUCCUGACCAUACCCACUAUGUUGGGGAUAGAAAUAAAACCGCCAAGAUGCUAAAGAUCAUACUGAACUUUAUUAAAGUCAACUAUCCUGGCGAUUUCAGAGAGUUUAGAAGAAUAAAAGUAUAUGGCGUUCAAAUAUAUGAUCAUGACUUUUAUAUUUACAGCAUGUGUAUGCCCUUUGCUGGUGUAUAUUAUUUUAAACUCGAAAAAAAGUUUUCUUAUUCAACAAUACCAGCUUUGCUCUUCAAAGAGUUACUAAAUUUCUCCUCAAACUUGUUGACGAUGCGAGAUAUGAUUAUUUCGAGUACUAAGAGUGUAAUGUCUUAUAUUACAAAUCCUAUUUCCGAAUCAAGUGAUGAUGCUAAGAUCGAUAAAGUGAAAACUUCUCCUAAAAAAAAGAAGAAUAAUUAG
This is a messenger RNA of Rhizophagus irregularis DAOM 181602=DAOM 197198, 756 nucleotides long. RefSeq lists its product as uncharacterized. The record is from RefSeq and is a predicted model, not a curated record. NCBI's taxonomy places the organism in Eukaryota, Fungi, Glomeromycota, Glomeromycetes, Glomerales, Glomeraceae.